Molecule: messenger RNA, 3105 nt
Organism: Anoplophora glabripennis (Asian longhorned beetle)
Lineage: Eukaryota; Metazoa; Arthropoda; Insecta; Coleoptera; Cerambycidae
Product: 116 kDa U5 small nuclear ribonucleoprotein component
Exons: 15
Coding region: 106-3015 (969 amino acids)
Biological process (GO): mRNA splicing, via spliceosome
Cellular component (GO): U4/U6 x U5 tri-snRNP complex; U2-type catalytic step 2 spliceosome; cytosol
Molecular function (GO): translation elongation factor activity; GTP binding; U5 snRNA binding
Source: RefSeq, a predicted model, not a curated record
UUGAGAAACGUUUUUGUAUCGUUUUCGUAAUAUCUGUGUCCAUUCUUCUGUGUGUGAGUGUGUGCAGUAAUAUCACUUUUUUAAAGUAGAGCCCACUUAGCAACCAUGGAUACUGACCUUUAUGAUGAGUUCGGUAACUACAUAGGUCCAGAACUCGAUAGUGACGAUGAUGAAGAGGAAGAACAAGAGCAUCACGACGAAGAUGAGCACCAAGAUUACGAUGAUGAACAAAUGGAAGAUGAACCACAACCAAUGGCUAUUGUACUACAUGAAGAUAAGCAGUACUAUCCUUCCGCUUUACAAGUGUAUGGGCCCGACGUCGAAACGAUCGUUCAGGAAGAGGACGCACAACCGCUUGACGUUCCUCUGAUAGAGCCUGUCAAGAAGAAAAAAUUCCAGCUUAAAGAACAAGAAUUGCCUGAAACAGUAUACAGCAUGGAGUUCUUGGCUGAUAUGAUGGACAACACUUCGCUGAUCAGGAACGUGGCUCUCGUUGGGCAUUUGCAUCACGGCAAAACGUCUUUCGUUGAUUGUUUAAUUCGUCAGACGCAUCCGGGGUAUCAAGAUAACGAAGAAAAGAACCUGCGGUACACUGACACCCUCUUCACCGAACAAGAGAGGGGUUGUUCGAUAAAAUCCAUUCCGGUUACGUUGCUUUUGCAAGACGUUAAAAAUAAAAGUUAUUUGAUGAACAUUUUCGACACACCAGGACAUGUAAAUUUUUCUGACGAAGUCACAGCAGCCAUGAGGCUGUGUGACGGAGUCGUACUGUUUGUCGAUGCAGCCGAAGGCGUUAUGUUAAACACGGAACGCCUCCUCAAACACGCAGUCCAGGAGCAAAUGCAGAUCACGAUUUGUAUAAACAAAAUCGACAGGUUAAUUUUGGAACUGAAGUUACCCCCUCAGGACGCUUACUACAAGCUGCGGCAUAUUGUCGAAGAGAUAAACGGACUGUUAACGUUGUAUUCCGAUGACGCUAAUCCUUAUAUCGUGUCUCCUGUACUCGGCAACGUUUGUUUUGCUAGUUCGCAGUACGGCGUGUGUUUUACCUUGAAAUCCUUUGCGAAUAUCUACAAUUUGUACUACGGGGAGGUAAACGUGGAGGAAUUUUCGAAACGGUUGUGGGGCGACAUAUAUUUCAAUAAUAAAACGAGAAAAUUCACAAGGAAAGCGCCACAUAACUCUGCACAAAGAAGUUUCGUCGAGUUCAUCCUCGAACCGCUGUACAAAAUCUUCGCUCAAGUCGUGGGAGACGUGGACUCGACUUUACCGGACGUACUGGACGAACUGGGUAUUAAACUGACCAAAAACGAGAUGAGACUCAACAUCAGACCGUUGCUGAGGCUGGUGUGUGGCAAAUUUUUGGGCGAUUUCAACGGCUUUGUGAACAUGUGCGUGGAACACAUCAGAUCUCCCUUGGACAACGCAAAAACGAAGGUGGAUCACAUCUACACAGGCCCCAACACCAGCAAAAUAUACGAUGACAUGAUCAACUGCGACCAAGAGGGGCUUUUAAUGGUGCACAGCUCGAAGAUGUACCCCACAGAAGACUGCACAUUCUUCCAAGUUCUGGGAAGGGUGAUGAGCGGUACGCUGCACGCCGGCACGGACGUUAGAAUUUUGGGUGAAAACUACACACUGCAAGACGAGGAAGACUCUAGGGUACUCACGAUUGGGCGGUUGUGGAUUUACGAGUCCAGGUACAAAGUGGAGCUGAACAGGGUACCUGCAGGUAAUUGGGUGCUUAUUGAGGGCAUCGACCAGUCUAUUGUCAAAACCGCUACAAUCACAGAUCUGACGAUCCACGACGAUCUCUAUAUCUUCAGGCCGCUGAAGUUCAACACCCAGAGCAUCAUCAAAAUUGCGGUGGAACCCGUAAAUCCGUCCGAACUACCGAAAAUGUUGGACGGCUUGCGGAAAGUGAACAAGUCGUACCCGUUGCUUACCACAAAAGUGGAAGAAAGCGGCGAACACGUCGUACUAGGCACGGGAGAGCUCUAUCUGGACUGCGUCAUGCACGACCUCCGCAAAAUGUACUCCGAAAUAGACAUAAAAGUUGCUGACCCGGUAGUGGCCUUUUGCGAGACUGUCGUGGAGACGUCCAGCUUAAAAUGUUUUGCCGAAACCCCAAAUAAAAAGAACAAGCUCACCAUGAUCGCUGAACCGCUAGAGAAAGGCCUGGCGGAGGACAUCGAGAACGAAAACGUUCAAAUUAACUGGAACAAGAAAAAGUUGGGCGAGUUCUUCCAGACCAAGUACGAUUGGGAUUUACUAGCCGCCAGAAGCAUAUGGGCUUUUGGACCGGAUAAUACAGGUCCGAACAUCCUAGUGGACGACACCCUACCUUCGGAAGUAGACAAGGCCCUUCUGAGUUCGGUGAAGGACUCCAUCGUCCAGGGUUUCCAGUGGGGUACCCGCGAGGGUCCCCUAUGCGAGGAGCCCAUCAGAAACACGAAAUUUAAAAUCCUGGAUGCCGUCAUCGCUAAUGAGCCCCUGCACAGAGGUGGCGGUCAGAUCAUCCCCACCGCGAGACGGGUGGUGUAUUCCGCCUUCCUCAUGGCCACUCCGAGGCUGAUGGAGCCCUAUUUGUUCGUGGAAGUGCAGGCACCGGCAGACUGCGUGUCUGCCGUGUAUACGGUGCUUGCGAAGAGACGUGGUCAUGUCACUCAAGAUGCGCCAGUGCCAGGGUCUCCGUUGUACACCAUUAAGGCUUUCAUUCCGGCUAUAGACAGUUUCGGUUUCGAGACUGAUUUGAGGACGCACACGCAGGGACAGGCGUUCUGUCUGUCGGUCUUUCAUCACUGGCAGAUUGUGCCGGGAGAUCCAUUGGACAAAACGAUUAUUAUAAGGCCCCUGGAGCCGCAGCCGGCAACGCACUUGGCUAGGGAGUUCAUGAUAAAGACGCGUAGGCGGAAGGGCUUGAGUCAGGACGUGUCGAUCAACAAAUUCUUCGACGAUCCCAUGUUGUUGGAGUUGGCGAGACAGGACGUGAUGCUGAAUUACCCCCUUUUGUGAAGUGUGAUUAUUUAUUUUAAGGUAAUUUCUUUUAUUUAAGGGAAAAUGUAGUUGCAGUUUGGAAAAUACAAGAAUUUUUUUUUAUUUUGG